This is a messenger RNA of Drechmeria coniospora, 1155 nucleotides long. RefSeq lists its product as uncharacterized. Lineage: Eukaryota; Fungi; Ascomycota; Sordariomycetes; Hypocreales; Ophiocordycipitaceae. The coding region runs from base 1 to 1155 and encodes 384 amino acids. The transcript has a single exon. The record is from RefSeq and is a predicted model, not a curated record.
AUGAAGCGAACGCAAAUCCUUGCCUUGAUGCUGUUGAUGACAACAACAUCGAGCGCGGUAACGGACGAAAAUAAUGGGCAGAGGAAGAAAAGAAUGGUGGUGGAGGCCGCUCCCGACUUUGUGCGCCCAUACGUGCUGCCAAAGUACAGGGGCCGGGCGACGCUGCUCUCGCGGACCGAAGUCAUCCGCCAUUCGGUGACGGCGAACUCAUCGGCUGGGGCCUUUUCGCUGGUUCAGCACAACGGAAAACAAACCGGCUACGCGUCGGCGCGCUUCCACUCCCACAAGCACGUUGACGAGCAUGUAUACUGCGCCCGAGGCCGAGUCGAGCUUUGGGCGCAGAAGAACGUGAGCAGGUCGACACAAGAAGCGCGCGUGGCACUGCCGGGCGAUUACGGCAGUUUCCCCAUCGGCACCGUCCACACGUUUCAGCUCAUCGACAACGAUGCGCAGCUCUCGCACAUCUUCAGCCCAGCCGGUUUCGAACACCUUUUUGACGUCUUCAGCGGAGGCGAUUUCGACACCAGCGGCGUCAGCUCACCAUAUGUACCACACGCGCCAGACGAGCCCAGCUUCGGACCCCUGACGCCCAAGAUGAAGGAAACGCUGGCCUCGCUCGAUCUUUACGAGCAAGAGGAGUGGGUGCCCCGGAGGGAUCUCGUCAACGGCACGGCAGGGAGCGGACGCUUCCGGUGGCACGAUGGGGCCAACGAGCUUCUGACGACCGUUGGCGACCCGUACUUUGUCGCCAAGGACCGCGGCCCCAAGUAUCUCAACACGGAGGCGGGAUACAAGAUCAUCCAGCCGCUGGCAAUGGCCGCAACAUCGCCGAAUUUGACCGUCGGAACCGUCAUCAUGUCGCCCAAACUUGGCAACGAGUCGGCGUCGACGGCCACCUUGCCUCAUCACUUCGCUCUGCAGAUGGAAGACGGACAGCUCGUGCUCGACGUCGAGGGUUACGAGAAGGCAUCGCUGCUUCAUGGAGACGUGGCCUUUGUCCCGUCCGGCGUCCAGUUUUCGUACCACGCGACGGUGCCGUUCACCAAGUUCUUGUACAUCAACGCCGGCAAGCAGGGCUUGGACCACCAGCUUCUGAAGAAGGCGAGGCCAUGGGAGCUACCGGCCUAUCCAACGUAUGCGGGUGUGAAGGUGUAA